Messenger RNA from Drosophila rhopaloa, 3075 nucleotides. RefSeq lists its product as uncharacterized. Gene Ontology annotation, molecular function: nucleic acid binding; zinc ion binding. Bases 93 to 1418 code for a protein of 441 amino acids. The transcript is spliced from 2 exons. NCBI's taxonomy places the organism in Eukaryota, Metazoa, Arthropoda, Insecta, Diptera, Drosophilidae. The record is from RefSeq and is a predicted model, not a curated record.
UAAGAGAGAACGGUCAAGUAUAAAUAAAGUGUAAUUAAUAUUAAACCCCGUUUGUGCUACUAUAAACUUCAGAAGUGGUCCUGACCCAUAAAAUGGAUCUAAUUGAUGCACAGCAAUUUACGGUCGUCCAGCUAAAGAGGUGGUUGGCGGCGCUGAACUUGCCAACCAGCGGCAACAAAGCAGAACUUGCAGCACGGCUGAAUAGCGUGGACUCCGGGAUUCGUGGAACUCGUCCACAAACCCCAUUGUUGGAAAAUGAUGAUAUACUCCAGGAGUUGGCGCUGGAUGACGACUUGGGGGAGAAUUCCUCUGUGGAGGAUGCCGAUCCUAGGUCGGAGCUGAUUUCUGCAGCAGCUACAAGGCCAAAAGGAGACGAGUGGUUUGAUGUAGCCGACGGAGUAUUGUCGCUACAACAAAUACGAGCUGAAAUUGAGGCUGGCAAAAAAGAGCUCCAGAACAUUCUGGCGCAAAUAAGAGACGCGUCACAAGCAGUUGCCAGUGACGUCAUCAACAACGCAAAAAACUGCAACCAAGCAGUGGUAGCCGGAGAAGUCAUGCAAGCAGUAGUCGGCGAAAACGUCAACGAAGUAGUUGGCGAAAAAAUACCAAAUACCGAUAAAAGUGCCGAUAUUGAUAUUGGCACUGAUAUCGAUGUCAACAAGGGUGUUGAACAGCGACAAAUGGCAGAGGUAAACAAAGGACUUCAGUCGACAAACUUUUCACUUUCUUUGGCCAAAGAAAUCAUCAUGGACUAUGAUGGUUCAUCGUGCGCAAACAUUUGGACUCAGCAAGUACGAAACAUUGCUGAUCUGUACAACCUGGAUGCAGUGGGCGUGAAAAUAGUGAUUGUGUCCAAACUGAAGGGAAUCGCCCAGCGUUGGUUGCACGCAAAUGCAACGCGCAUCAUGGAGCCAGCAGAGAAUCUGUUGGAACAGCUGAUCUUAGCAUUCAGUGAUAAACUUUCCAAAGCAGAAGCCCGGCGCAAAUUUGAAAAUUUGAAGUGGCACCAUACCGAAAAAUUCGCGGUAUACUUUGAAGCUAAGACAAUGCUGGCAAGCAGCAUCAACAUCGAACCUGACGAGUUGGUUGACCAGAUAGUCGAGGGAAUACCAGCACAGAAUUUGCGUGAUCAAGCCCGGAUCCAGUGUUUCACAGAUCCUAUGCAAAUUCUGCGUGCGUUUGCUGGUAUCCGUUUGAGCAAGCCCAAGGAGUUUGUUUCGAAGGUGAUAACUACAAAUCGAAGCAACAACGGAGGACUCCGCUGCGCUAACUGCAACGCCAGAGGACACAUCGCCAAGGAUUGUCGAAAGCCAGCAAGGGAGCCAGGAUCUUGCUACGCUUGUGGCAAAUUCGGUCACUUUGUAGCCCAAUGCGAAGAGAAGAAGGGAAAUGCUGAAAACAAUUAUCAUGCAUCCUAGACUCUGGCAGUCCUAUUUCAUUAAUUAAAAAAUCUUUGUUGCCCACUGAGGCCCAACUACAAGAAGUCACCGAACAGUAUUUUGGCAUAAACAAAAGCCCAUUGAAGAUAUACGGAAAAAUUUUAUGUUUUGUACUAAAAAAAAGAAUAAAGUGUUAUUUUAAUUUAACGGUUGUUGCCAAUGAGUCUAUGAUUAAUGAUGUGGUAUUAGGUAGAAAUUUCAUGCAAGCUUGCGAUUUGAAUUUAGAUUUAAGAACUCUAAAGAUGAUAACAGUAGAAAAUGUAUCAAAACAUAACCCAAAGCAGCCUACUAAAGAUCUGUCACUGCAUAUUGCUGAGAUCAGUCAUAAUAUUGAGUGUUUGGAUAAUGAUAUAACUGAAAACGUUUUAGAAUGGUCAACUGAAAGUUUAAAAGCAGAGCACGCAGUCGUUAAGAAUCACCAUGAAAAAAUAAGGCAAAUGGCUAUGAGACAAAACAGUGAAACAACAGGUCAAACAGUUAAGCGACGAGAGAGUGAAACAACAGGUCAAACAGUUAUGAGACGAGACAGUGAAACAACAGGUCAAACAGUUAUGAGACGAGACAGUGAAACAACAGAUAAGACAGUUAUGAGACAGGAUAGUGAAUCAAUAGAACAACCAAAAAUAAAACAAGUCAAUAAAAAUACAGAUGAAACGAUGAUAAAGGAACAAAAGAUGGUAAAUGUAAAAAUGCAACUAGAAAUCGACGAUUUUGAAACCGAAAUACUGAACAUUGACUUUACAAACGAUGAAACCAUUGAUUUUAACUGGGACAAAAGCACAACUUAUCAAAUACAAUGUCGAUUCUUAAGAAUAAUUGAAAACAGCUAUGUGAAAGCAAUUAGACCUGAAAAGCCUAAGAUUAGAGCAGAAAUUAAAUUAUGUUUAGAGAAUGCAAAGCCUUUUAGUUGCAGUCCUCGACGAUUAUCAUAUACAGAAAAGGAUAAGCUACAAAAAUUAUUAGAUGAAUAUUUGAAAAACGAAAUAAUAAGACCAAGCGAAUCAGAAUUUGCCUCUCCGAUAGUUUUAGUCAAAAAGAAAACAGGUGAUAUUAGACUAUGUAUUGAUUAUAGGAAACUUAACAAAGCACUGCUAAAAGACAAUUACCCACUUCCACACAUAGAUGAUUUAUUAGAUAAAUUAGUUGACAAAAAAGUAUUUUCAAAGUUAGACCUAAAAAAUGGAUACUUUCAUGUUUUUGUAAAUGAAGAAUCUGUCAAAUAUACGUCCUUCGUAACUCCACUAGGACAAUUCGAAUUUUUAAGAAUGCCAAUGGGUAUAAAAAAUGCACCGGCUGUUUUUCAACGUUUUGUUAAUAAAAUUUUCGACGACAUGAUUAGAGCCAACAAAGUAGUAGUUUACAUGGAUGACAUAAUGGUUGCCAGCAAAAAUGUUAAUGAGCACUUAGAAACGUUAGAAGAAAUUUUUAAAAGGCUUACUCAGAAUAGAUUGGAACUUCGUAUGGAUAAAUGCGAGUUUUUAAAGUCAAAUAUAAAGUAUUUAGGAUUUUUAAUCUCUGAAAAUGGUAUUAGAGCAGAUGAUAAGGGCAUCGAAGCUGUGAAAAAUUUUCCAGUUCCCUCAAAGGUUCAGGCAGUGCAAAGUUUCUUGGGACUUUCUUCAUAUUUUCGAAGAUUCAU